AAUCCAACCACGGCAAGAACAAGGCCUAAUCUAUUUUUGGCCCUUCACUUCCCUUUACUUGACUUUACCUUGCUCUACUUUACUUUCACUCCUUGAAUGUACCUGGACCUAGCCGGUUUGUCUUUGACGCUGCACGACGCCGUCACCCAGCAUUCAAUUUUCGUACCAUCCCAAACCCCAGCCAUCGUCGCACGCGCCGCACGGCACCGCUGUCCGCUGUGGAAUCUGACUUCUCGACUCUGGAAUCCCAUCCCCUCCGCCGCCCGAUGCUCAGGUCCGACGUGGGACAGCGCCCAACCAUCGUCCUACCGUAACCGCUCCUCACGACUGUUCUCGCUCAUCCCCGACAUUUAAAUCUCGUUGCAUACGGACAAUCUUGAGCCUCAUUGUCUGGCAUCGCCAAGGGCCCAAACUCCGUCUCCAAGAUGGGCCCAGAUUACGGAGGCGGUCUGGGAGGAGGCGACCAUGCACACACUCAUACCCAUGACGGAGCCUACCAACUCGACCGCGAGCGACCAAAUAUGACCCCGAGCCCGUCGUAUCAGAAUGGUGCUUUCCAGCCCCCUUCGCGUCCUCCCCCGAGGGAAGCCUCGCCCGCCCUGAGCUCCACCAGCACCACCGACCUCCGCAAGAGUGCCGAGCGGAACCGAUCAAGAGGACGCGGCCGAACCGCCAGUGGCCAGCUGCGUAUCUGCCACAAGUGCGGCGAGCCUUUGACAGGACAAUUCGUGCGCGCUCUGGACGGCACCUUCCACCUCGACUGCUUCAAGUGUCGCGAUUGUGGUACCAUAGUAGCUUCCAAAUUCUUCCCGGCAGAAGACGAAGAGGGCGGCGGCCAGUACCCAUUGUGCGAAACUGAUUACUUCCGGCGGCUGGGUCUGCUCUGCUACCAAUGCGGAGGUGCACUGCGAGGUUCAUAUAUCACAGCUCUCGAUCGGAAAUAUCACGUGGACCACUUUACGUGCUCGCUGUGCGAGACUGUCUUCGGUGCUCAGGAUAGCUACUAUGAGCACGACAGCAACGUCUACUGCCGCUACCACUACUCGACUCAGUUUGCGCAGCGGUGCAAUGGCUGCCAUACCGCCAUCCUCAAGCAAUUCGUCGAAAUCUUUCGCAACGGCCAGAAUCAACACUGGCAUCCCGAGUGUUACAUGAUCCAUAAGUUCUGGAAUGUACGCCUUACACCAGCCGAUGAGAUCCAGACGCAUCCCGAGGAGCUGGAUGAAGAGGGGCGUAAUCUAGUCAAGACAGAAGAGGAGAAGAUGGAGGAGAAGGUUUACCGCAUCUGGAGCGUUCUCUCCGCAUUCGAGGAGUCUUCUGCCGCGUGCAUCUCGGAUAUGCUGCUCCACGUGAGCAACGGCGCCUUCAUCGAUGGAAUCCUGACUGCCAAGAAGUUCAUCCUCCACGUCGACGUAUUGUUCCAAGGUGCAGACAAGCUGGAUGCAUCCAUGAAGGACAUCGAGUUGAAAGGUCUAUCAUAUAGUCGCGAGGCAAAGCUCCUCUGCAAGAAGAUCGUUUCUUUCUUUUCUCUUUUAUCCAAGACACAGGAAGGCGGUGUCCGACAACUGGGAGUUACCCAAGAGCUGCUUUCUUUGGUAACCGGUCUUGCUCAUUACUUGAAACUCCUAAUCAGAAUCUGCUUGCAGGGCGCUCUCAAGAUCGAGAGGGAGCACAACACACAGGUCGAGUUAUACCAGUUCCUGGAUGAUCUGAGUGUGAUUGAAACCACUAAGAAUGAAGACAACACGCUGCAGAUCAGCGUCGGCAUGGCUACCCUUUCUGCCAACGAUUCAGAUCACUGCACUGCGUGCCGGAAGCCUAUCGAAAGCGAAUGCGCUUUGAACGGCGACAAAAGGUGGCACCCGGCUUGUGUCAACUGUGUAGAGUGUGGGCAAGAGUUGGGUCAAAGCCUCGAAACUGCGCAAUUGCAGAGGGACUUGCGUAUAUUCUGCACGUCAUGCACACGACAGCUUGGUGGUGAAAUGAGCGGGCCCUUCGAGCGUAUCUCAAGACUUCAGCAAUACAUCUUCUUGCUCAAAGUAGCGCUCGCUAGGCUUUUGGGGCAGCUUAGGAAGAGCGGCGCCAUUCCACCCGCCAACGAUGACGACUCACGUAGCGGAAACAACUUGUCGGUUGACCGGGGCGCACCGAUGUUGUCGACGGAAUCUCGAUCCAAGUCCUACGCAGGAGAGCAAACAGAACGACAUCAGAGAGAGUCGUCUUAUGAGAGCACUCUCAACGACGUGCGCAGACUGAGAAGUACUCGCCUUGACAAGCAUCUUUCCUCGAGUCUGAGGAAAGCGCGGUCGUCUCGAAUUAUGGACGGUCCUGGCAUUGAGAAUGCUGGCUACAAAGAUCGGGAAAUGCAAAUCGAUGAGGAUCAAGAGCCCGGCUUGGGUGGAGAUACAGCGCAGUACUUCGGACACCAGGAUGCUUUGACUCUGGACGACAUUCCACGCAUUGUUGCUGCAGAGCAAGCCAAGGAGAAACAGCCCACUGCAUAUGACAGAAACUCCCGACAAGGACUGUUCCGCGCGCCGACUACGCAUCCAUCACUUGGGUCAGGCCACCAGAGAUCUCAGUCUGAUGGCAGAGGAGAGGGGUUGAGAAUGAAUCCAGAGCCUUCUCCACAAAGGGUCGGGCGCAGGUAUUUCUCGGAACUGUCUGCUCUGGAAUAUUUCAUUGUGCGCCACGUUGCCGUGCUCACAAUGCAACCCAUGCUCGAUCCCGAGUUCUCACUUGAUGAGCUGCUGUCACUAAUCGAAGCCAGGAAACAGCCCAACUUCUGGAACAAGUUCGGCAAGGCUUUUGCUGGCAAGGACAACCGCAAAAACAUAAAGAAGAAGGGCGUGUUUGGUGUGCCUCUCGAGCUCAUCAUUGAAAGAGAUGGAGCCGACUCCACAGACGGAGUCGGGCCUGGUGCUCUUCGUAUACCCGCCAUCAUCGAGGACACGAUCACGGCGCUGAAGAACAAGGAUCUGUCGGUUGAAGGUGUUUUUCGGAAGAAUGGAAAUAUUAAGAGGUUAACAGAGCAGGUCAACGCAGUUGACAGAGAUGGCUGCGACGCUAUCCGGUGGAACGAUGAAUCGCCUCAUCAGCUCGCUGCUCUGUUGAAGCGAUACCUGCGAGAAUUGCCUGAACCUCUCAUGACUCAGAAGCUAUACCGUCUCUGGAUUGCCGCCACCAAGAUUCGAGAGGAUGAGAAGAGACGGCAUUGCUUGCAUCUAGCAUGCUGCCUGCUUCCCAAGACUGAGAGAGAUACGCUGGAAGUUUUAUUCAGUUUCUUGAAAUGGGUCGCAACCUUCCACCAAGUCGAUGAAGAUACUGGAUCAAGGAUGGAUGUGCACAAUCUCGCCCGUGUCAUGGCACCCAAUAUCCUUUAUUGUGGCCAGACCAGUCCCAGCUUCUCAGAUGAGCCAAUGACUGCUGUUGCUUGUGUUGAAGAGUUGAUCCAAUGGAACGAAGAGAUGUGCAUGGUAAGUGAUUAUUGAUUCCUUGAAACUUUUUUGAAAGAAGCCCCCACUCUACUAUUUUUGGUUUCCUUUCAAUAGUCGGCGAUGGCUUGAUUGUCA
Molecule: messenger RNA, 3572 nt
Organism: Truncatella angustata
Lineage: Eukaryota; Fungi; Ascomycota; Sordariomycetes; Amphisphaeriales; Sporocadaceae
Exons: 3
Coding region: 426-3491 (1021 amino acids)
Biological process (GO): signal transduction; actin cytoskeleton organization
Cellular component (GO): cytoplasm
Source: RefSeq, a predicted model, not a curated record